CACGCACAGAAAACCGUCUGGUUAUUCUCCAAUAGAAUAAUAUUUUCAAAUGUUACGAUGUUAGGUUUUAAUUUUAAACAGUUUAAUUUACAGAGAAAUGCGUAAUUGAAUUUCAGUAUCGACUUUCAGAAAAUGUUUGCUACAUUUUGGAAGCAAGUUUUGUUUUUAACUUUGUGUGCUUUGUUACAAAAAGGUUAUGGAUCUCUCGAGUGCGAAGUGACGACUAAGCCAAACAUCAUAUUUAUCCUUGUAGAUGAUUUGGGUUGGAAUGACGUCAGUUUUCACGGCAGUCAACAAAUUCCCACUCCAAAUAUCGAUGCUUUGGCACGCGAUGGCGUCAUCUUGAACCAAUAUUACGUCCAACCUAUGUGCACACCAUCACGGGCAGCUCUCAUGACAGGAAAAUACCCAAUAAAAACAGGUCUUCAACAUUUCGUACUUUGGGCAGAAUCUCCAUACGGGCUACCAUUGAAUGAAACAAUACUACCCCAAUACUUGAAACAGCUUGGCUAUGCUACACACGCCAUUGGAAAAUGGCAUUUAGGUUUCUUUCAAAACGAGUACUUGCCAGUCAAUCGAGGAUUUGAUUCUCAUUUCGGUUUUUGGUCUGGAAAAGAAGAUUAUUUUACUCACUGGCAACAAUCGAAACUUUUCUCUGGUCUCGACUUACAUAACAACUUUGACGAUGAGUGGGGUUAUAAUGGAACUUAUGGAACAGACCUUUUUACCAUGAAAGCAGUGGACAUAAUAGAAAAUCACAAUGCAUCGCAACCUUUGUUCCUGUACUUAGCACACCAAGCUGUACACGUUGCAAACAAAUAUGAACCAUUGCAAGCACCUGCAUACUAUUUUGAUAAAUUCUCUCACAUUGAAGAUUUGGACAGAAGAGUUUUUGCAGGUAUGAUGUCUGCCUUAGAUGAUUCAAUAGGAGAGUUAUUUUCAGCUCUCGAUAGAGCUAAAAUUUUAAAUAAUACCAUAAUAAUAUUUAGUACUGAUAAUGGAGGAGAAGUAGAAGGAGGAAAUCACGGCACUGGUUCGAAUUAUCCACUAAGGGGGAGUAAAGAAAAUUUGUGGGAAGGAGGAGUUAGAGGCGUAGCCUUUGUUUGGAGCCAGUUUCUAAGAAAAGUAAAAAAUGUAUCGGAAGAGCUAAUGCACAUAACUGAUUGGCUGCCUACUUUGUACUCAUUAGCAGGAGGCGAUCCUUCUGCUCUGAAGGAUAUCGAUGGUAUCAACCAAUGGCCUUCAAUAUGCUCUGGUGAGUCAACUAAGAGAAAGGAAAUUCUACUAAAUAUUGAUCCAGAAUGGAAUGUAGAAGGAAUACGAAGAGGAAAGUACAAGUUAAUAAAAGGAACCGUUCGGAAUGGGAUCUAUGAUGGCUGGUAUGAUUUGGAAGGAAAAAAACGAGAUAACAAAUACUUUACUGACGAAGAACUGAAUAUUUAUCAGCAGGUUUAUAAAGAUGCUGCACUGAACUCUGCUGUUCAAGACAUUUUGUUCAUGAACUAUGGACAGGAAUAUGCUGUAAAAUUCUGCUCUUCGUCUUCUACUUCUAAUUUACAGGAAGACGAAGCCGACUGCAUUUCUUGCUUUGAAUAUUAUGACGACUUUGAGGAAUUUUUAGGAAUGUGUGCAUGUCCUGUAACUGUUGAUUGCGGCUCGAGACCUCAAAACAAAGGUGUAGAGUGCAAUCCUAAUGUGGCAGCAUGUCUUUUCAAUACCGAUGAUGAUCCUUGCGAAUACAAUAAUUUAGCAACCUCUGAACCCAAGAUAGUGGAAGAACUCGAGGCGGCAUUGAAUUUCUACAGAUCUGAAGCUGUUCCAAUAAUAAAUAAACCCGAUGAUCUUGCUUCAAAUCCUGCAAAUCGUGGCUACGCUUGGGGACCCUGGAAAUCUUAAUUCUAAUAUA
This is a messenger RNA of Uloborus diversus, 1906 nucleotides long. RefSeq names its product arylsulfatase B-like. The record is from RefSeq and is a predicted model, not a curated record. NCBI's taxonomy places the organism in Eukaryota, Metazoa, Arthropoda, Arachnida, Araneae, Uloboridae. Bases 133 to 1896 code for a protein of 587 amino acids. The transcript has 11 exons.